Molecule: messenger RNA, 1239 nt
Organism: Lotus japonicus
Lineage: Eukaryota; Viridiplantae; Streptophyta; Magnoliopsida; Fabales; Fabaceae
Exons: 2
Coding region: 1-1239 (412 amino acids)
Molecular function (GO): nucleic acid binding; RNA-DNA hybrid ribonuclease activity
Source: RefSeq, a predicted model, not a curated record
AUGAUUGCAAAGUUCUGGUGGGGAAGCAAGAAUGGAGAGAAGCGUAUUCAUUGGGUGAAAUGGGAUUCCUUAUGCGACUCAAAAAACGAGGGUGGUAUGGGAUUUCGUUCUUUCAAAGCUUUUAAUGAUGCUUUGCUUGCUAAACAAGGGUGGAGAUUGUGUCAAUUUCCAAACUCUCUAUUGGCUAGAGUUUUAAAAGCAAGGUAUUACCCGCGACAACAUUUCACUCAUGCUUCCAUUGGUCAUUGCCCUAGCUUCACCUGGCGAAGUAUUCACCAAGCUGGAUGGAUUGUCAAGCGUGGCUCCUUUUGGCGUGUGGGUAGUGGAAGUGAGGUGAAUAUAUGGAUUGAUAAUUGGCUCCCCUUGCAACAUGGUCAUAAAGUUUGGUCUCCAAAGCCUCAGGACUGUGUGGCCACGCACGUAUAUGAUUUGAUCGACAGGUCUGUGAAUGAUUGGAAUAGAGGUCUGGUAGAAAACUAUUUCCUCCCUUUUGAAGCGGACCAAGUGCUGCAGAUACCUGUGAUUAAUCUACAAGCGGGAGAUAAGUUUACCUGGGCUGAAACGGCAAAUGGCCAAUUCUCGGUUGGGUCUGCAUACCAUUGUAUUCGCUCCUGGGAGAAACUUGAAGCUAAAGGAGCAUCCGCAGAGGAGGUUGCGUCGAGAGCUACUAAGGAGCUUGCUGAGUAUAAGUGCCAGUUGAUGCAGCUGAGAGAAGGUGACCGACCUGCUCCUUCGCAGUCUUCGCCGCGAGUUUGGAGUCCUCCACCGCUGGGUUUUUUCAAGCUCAAUGUUGAUGCGGCUGGAACUGGUUGCGUGUGGGGUUUGGGGGUCGUGAUUAAAGAUGAGGGAGGUAAUGUGGUGGGAGCUCGUUGUCGUCGGGAAAGUCGUGCUUGGUCACCGGAGAUGGCUGAAGUGGCGGGCUUGGUGAUGAGAGUCCAACUGGCUCGUGAUAAUGGCUUUUGGUCCUUUAAUGCAGAAGCUGAUUGCCAAUCUGCAAUUCUAAAGGUGCAGGCAAAAGGAGUGUGUAGUGCAUAUGUUGAUUUGCUGGUUCAAGAGUUGCAGUGCAUGGUGCCUCUUUUCUCUUCAAUUUCUUUUUCUCAUGUAUUUAGGGAGGCGAAUAAUGUUGCUCAUCAUUUAGCUAAGCAUGCCCUUGUAUCUCACGAUGAACUUUGGUUAGGAUGUACUCCUCCUUGUAUCCAAUCUUUUAUUGCCUCAGAUGUUAUACUGAGGACAAAUUAA